AUGGACGCAGAAAUCCAAGCUUCCCUAGAAGCAGUCAUAGACUCCAAUACUGCAUCAGACUCGCCCACAUCCAGCAAAACCACUCUUAAAAUCAAGCCAUCCAAAUCUAAUCCAAAAGCACCCAAGACUCCUCGUGCGGGUAUAGUCCGAAACUCAGCGGCGGAUUAUCGACGUCGAGAAGCCAACAGACUAGCAGCUGAACGAUCUCGAUCACGUACUGCCGAAAAAUACUCUACGCUCAAUCAGACUUUUGCUUUACUCCAGGAUGAAAAUGAGAAACUCAGAUUUCAAAUUGCCCAACUGGAAAAUAACAAUGUGGAUGACAACACAAAUACAGUUUCGAAUGAUGUUUUAGUUCCUGAUUCUCAACCUCAAAAGCAACAAGAGGAAGAAGAAGGUGAUACGUCAAGACAACAAGAACAGGAAGCUCAUUCAAAUACUAUCCUGGCUGCUUUGACAGGUAUAACAGGAGUUGAAUUUACAGAUCCACAGGCGCACGAAGGAGAAGAAGAAGAUAAUGAUCAUAGUUGGAUACAUAAUAUUGAAUCCACUAUAGAUGCAGAAACGAGUGGUAGAUUGGCGGAAUUGGCUGUGGUAGCUACUACUGGUACCGGAACUGGACAAGAUCAAGAAGGUCAUCAAGCUGAUAUCGAGAGUGGAAACGUAAACAUAAUUGGAUCCGAUCAAGUUGGAAAAAGUCAAUCAUACUUGAGUAAUGAGAAUGAUCAAUCACUCGUCUCUUCACCAGUGAACAACCCUGUCAUCGCACUAGCAGCAGCCAUCAACACUGAGAUCGAAAGUAUCAUUAUGGAAGAUCUAGCAUUGACCAAAGCUGCUAUUGCAUCAAUCGAGAAACAGAUAGAGGCUUUAAAGCAAGGUCAGCAACCUUCUUUAGACAAUACCGAGGAGAUCGAUAGAUUCCUGCCGGAUUCAGCUCUCAUCGAAGAUGUCAAUAAGUUAUCUGUCCAUUCGACGGAAUAUGCCCAAGAGAGCGAUGCUAUACAAAGUAAAUUACCUCAAUUACAUGAUGAACUGGUCAAGCUUCGAGACGACAAAGUGAAUGAGGAGAAGAAAGUGGUAGAUUUGGUAAAUGAAGUUAGGAGAUUGGAUAUCUCAGAUGAAAGCGAGAAGAAUGCUUUGGUAGAUGGUCUGAAAGCUUUAGGAGGACUGGUCGAAAGUCUCCUAAGUGAUGCGCGAGAAGGCGAUCUUUCUUAUGCUGUUGGAUCAUACUCUACUCCAGCAAUUGCACGACGUCGUAGGGGACGACCUCCCAAGGGUGAUAUCUCACGAACCUUCUACCAAUCGUUCUUGCUCAAACAUCCCCUUUCUCCCAAAUCUGACAAGACGACAGGAAGCGACGAUUCGAAAGGCGGUAGGACUCGUGGGACACGUAAGCCGAGAAGAAGCAGAUUGAAGGAUUCGACGAAAGAUGACGAAGAGAAUCCGUCGGAGAAUCAAGAGGUGGAAGAGAGAUUACGCGCGAUUCAAGCUACGCUCCAAGCACAAGAUCAAGCUCGAACUCCAACACAGUCUCACUCGGUGGCUCAAGAUGGUGAAGAACGCAUUACGAAAGAGGGGGCGCAAGAUGAAGGAAUAACAUCUGCAGCUGUUGAUCGGGCGGAAGCCUUCAUCUUAUCUCAAUUAGCUUCGCAAUCUCAAGACCACGAUGGCGAGAAUGGAAGUGAUAGCGUCAAUCAUUCAAGCACUUCCUUUGUGGAUCUAUUACCUGCUCAGGAAGAGUUGGAAAGACAGGUCAACCAACAUCGACAAGACCAACAACAACAGUCCACGCAAGAGCUUUCGAAUUCGAUUGAUCCUACUUUGACUCAAACUCACGGGAUCAGUGAGAGUGUUUUAGCAAGAUUGAAGAAAGGUCCUCCGGGGAGCUGCGAUGUUUGUAUGAGAACUUCCACGACUGCUUGGAGAAAGUUGGUUUUGGGUGAUUUGACGUUAAAGGUCUGUAAUGCCUGCGGAUUAUAUCAUAAACGCUUCGGGGUGAUUAGACCACCUGAAUUGUGGGAUGAUGGGAAUGUAAUCAGACGAAGGAGGGCGGGUCCAAGGAAUUCCAGUAUCAAAGAUUCAGGUGGCGAUGAUGUUGGUGACAAUGAAGGUGAAAGACCGAAUAAGAAGGUUAAGAUAGGAAAUGGUGAUGACCAAGUGACCGAAGUUGUAUCCAAUCUCAACACAGAUGGUAUGACAAGUGGAAUGUUGGAUGGGCAGGGUGACGGUCAAAUAUCGAUACCACCAAUGAUAACGCAACAGGAAGAAGAAGAUGGCAGGAGAGCUGAAUUCAAUGCGGCGAUCAUGGAAGGUAUAUCAGCGAUCAAUGCUGCUGCUGAACGAGAAGGGGAUGAAAAUGAGGUUUUAUUAGAUGUGCAAAUGGAUUGA
Messenger RNA from Kwoniella botswanensis, 2388 nucleotides. RefSeq lists its product as uncharacterized. Gene Ontology annotation, molecular function: sequence-specific DNA binding; DNA-binding transcription factor activity; zinc ion binding. Bases 1 to 2388 code for a protein of 795 amino acids. Lineage: Eukaryota; Fungi; Basidiomycota; Tremellomycetes; Tremellales; Cryptococcaceae. The transcript is spliced from 4 exons. The record is from RefSeq and is a predicted model, not a curated record. Gene Ontology annotation, biological process: regulation of DNA-templated transcription.